AUGCCGACAUUCCCCACCACACCGAAACCUAGCGGCGCAGAUGCAGCCGACUCUUCUUGGCUGCUCGAUGAGACCUUAUCACCCGCACUCGUUCAAGGAUCGAUGCCGGACCUCAACAUCUCCGACUCGCCUCUUCAUGGUAGUAUUCGCACAACAACCUCGACCAACUCAACCGCAGAUCCAGUCUCGCGCGUAAAGAAGCCAAUGAAGUCUCGUCCAUCGUGGGGAUCCGCAGCCGUUCUCGAUGCCAACAAUUCUGUCAAAACCAUGUCCAGCAUGCGUCUCUUAGCCGGUCUCGAUAUCAAUGACGAAAACAAGCCUUCUGUAUCUGGCAGGGCGCCGGUUUCUUCGAAGCCCGCCGGUGCCGGCAGACCUCGCUUCUCACUCUUCGCAAAACCAGGCGUGCCCACCAACUUGAUGCCCAAGAAAGCACAGCAGCAGACAGAACCAGAAGACAACGACGAAGAUGUUACCAUCGGCCGACUACCGGACGCUUCCAUCCUUGCCCCCUCUCCCUCGGCGCUCGACUCUUCCGUCAUUGAUGGAGACGAAGAGUACAUUCGUGAAGCCCUUCUCGGCAAGCGCGCUUCAGCACGACCUUCGACUGGCGACCCAACACCAUCCGAGAGCAAAGAAUCGCAGCAGCAGUCGGCACGUCAACUUGCUGAACUUCGUCGCAUGAACGAUGUCUUCGAAGGUUUCGAGAAGAUGCUUCGAGGCAGUGCUGGCCAGAUCAAUGCUUUCGCAAAACGAGUGCAAGAGACCGACGAUCUUCUCAACAUUUACAUUGGCUUGCUACGACAGACCGAGAAGACACAACAACUUCUCCAAGAUCAGGACUGGAAAGGCACCACCGACGAUGCCACCGCCCAUGCCCUUUCUGUCGCCCUUGCUCAACGUGAAACACAACGCCUAUACGCUGAAGCACAAGCGAGAGAACUAGAAGCUCAACGCGCUGCAGAAGAGGCUGCUGCUAUGCAAGCCGAGGAGGAGGAACGCAGAAAACUAGACGAGUUGCGUAGAGCCAACGGCGCUGGUGGACGAGGACGUGGACGAGCGGUAUCAGGGACAAGGACAGCAACUCGAGGUGCAACAGCAAGGGACUCUGCUACAUCUGCCAUUCGCGGUCGUGUUGUUGGCUCUCGCACUGCCGCAUCCACAACCGACUCGUCGGCGCCAUCAUCAAGCACAUCAAUGGCGCCAGUCUCGAGAGGAGGAGGCAGUGCUUCUUCAACUCGCGGUCAAUCUGUGUCAACCUCUGCUCGCAGCACCGCGCGACCGUCCGCGAUUCCAACCCGUGCCGUCUCUGGUAGCGCCGGUCUGGGAGGUCAAUACGCUAAUGUCAAAAGCUCCGGCUAUGGUCCAAGAUGA
Messenger RNA from Ustilago hordei, 1371 nucleotides. RefSeq lists its product as uncharacterized. The coding region runs from base 1 to 1371 and encodes 456 amino acids. Gene Ontology annotation, cellular component: DASH complex; mitotic spindle. Gene Ontology annotation, biological process: mitotic cell cycle. The record is from RefSeq and is a predicted model, not a curated record. NCBI's taxonomy places the organism in Eukaryota, Fungi, Basidiomycota, Ustilaginomycetes, Ustilaginales, Ustilaginaceae. The transcript has a single exon.